GAUAAGAAUAAUUAAUUAGUAAGAAAUUAGUUGUUGAUAUCCACAUCAAUAUUCAUAAACAAGGAACAAUGACCAUCCAAUCUCUACACAAUACAAAGGAUUUUUUUAGUCUUUUAGACUAAACAAAUUCAUAAAUCCAUUAUCCAAAUAGUAGUUAAUGUCUAGUUGAUAAAGUUACCAAAUUUUAAUAACUCAAACUUUAUAUUAUAUACUCAACCACUUGUCACCAAUUAUUGGUGCCCCAAUUUAAAGUGUCAAAGAUGGAAAAAUCCAUUUUCAUGUGAUCACUGCUGCAGGGAUUUCAGUGUACUGUUUGUGGUUUUUCUUUUCCUCUUGUUGUGUAUUCUUAGGUGCAGGAAGUAUUGUAAUGGCAGAUGAAGUUGGAUCAAGGUCAUAUUGCUGUUUUGUUUGUAGAAAUUAUGUUGCUGAGCAUGAUGACAUAGUUUCUAAAUCUUUCCAGGCACAUACAGGGAGGGCCUUUUUAUUCUCCCAUGCAGUAAAUAUUGUAACAGGGCCUAAGGAGGACAGACAUCUCCUGACUGGCCUUCACACGGUGGCUGAUGUCUUCUGCUCCGAUUGCGGCGAGGCGUUAGGUUGGAAGUAUGUCAAAGCUUAUGAAUCAUCACAGAAAUACAAGGAAGGCAAAAUUGUGCUUGAGAAAUUUAAGAUUAUUAAGGAUGAUAAUUGCUGCUAAUCUGCUAGACAGUCAUUUUCAGUGUUUUACACUUCUAGUCCCACAUUGUAUCUAUAUAUGUCUUGUCUCAAGUGUACAUAAUGUGCCAACAUUUAUGCAUUGAUGAUUGCUUGUAUUAUACUAUUUGGUACA
This is a messenger RNA of Beta vulgaris subsp. vulgaris (sugar beet), 826 nucleotides long. Its product is annotated as protein yippee-like At4g27745. The transcript has 3 exons. The record is from RefSeq and is a predicted model, not a curated record. Bases 368 to 694 code for a protein of 108 amino acids. Lineage: Eukaryota; Viridiplantae; Streptophyta; Magnoliopsida; Caryophyllales; Amaranthaceae.